AAUUGUCGCAUAAAAAUGAAGGCGUUCGCAGUUUUGGUUUUACUUUCGAUUUCUUACGUUCUUGGCUCACCUGUUGAUGUCGAGGAGCCCAUCGCACCAACAUUCGAUGCUUACAGAGAUGUUCGUAUUCUUUUGAUUACACGACAGAACCUAAACAAUCCCCAACAAUUGCAUUUCCGCAAUCUUUUGUCAGUACAACAAUCUCAAUUCAGAUCGAAUCGUCCAACAAGAGUCUUAGUUCAUGGUUGGUUUGAAGAUGACACUAGUGAUAUCAAAGUUGAAACAGCAGCAGAACUGUUAGCUGCUUACGAUCUCAACGUUUUGUUCAUUGACUGGUCUGAAGGUUCUAGAACUAUCAACUAUAUUGGAGCCAGAAACCGUGUCCCAACAGUUGGAACUUAUAUUGCUUCGUAUUUGGACUUCUUGCAUGAAAAUAACUUGAUUCAAUGGAAUCGUGUAAAUCUUGUUGGAUUCAGUCUUGGAGCUCAUAUCGCUGGCAUGGCCGGAAAAGGUGUACGUCGCGGUAGAAUUAAUGCAAUUAUUGGACUUGACCCAGCAGGUCCUUUAUUCAGUGUUCGUACUCCAAGCGAACGCUUAGAUGCCAAUGAUGCUAAUUACGUCGAAGUUAUUCACACUAACGGCCCAACACUUGUUCUCAUUGGUGCUGGUAUUGGUGCUGCUAUUGGGGAUGCAGAUUUCUGGCCCAAUGGUGGAACUUCACAACCAGGAUGUUUGACUAAUACUUGUUCUCACGGUCGUGCUGUUGACUUUUAUGUUGAAUCCAUUCGAAACAACGCAUUCUUUGCAUUGCAAUGUCCUGGACGUGAAGACAUCAGCUCAAGACGUUGUGUUAUUCAGCCAGGUGCAUGGAUGGGUGGAGAUGCUAUUAACUUCGACAAAGCUCUUUCUGGAUGUUUCUAUCUUGAAACAAACAGAAAUAGUCCACAUGCUCAAGGCCCUCCUAGGUAGAACUUAAAAUAUUUUUUGGUUGUUCCAUCAUGCAUCAUUGAUUGAUUAAUAAAAAUUUUAGUUGAAAAAAAA
Molecule: messenger RNA, 1041 nt
Organism: Clunio marinus
Lineage: Eukaryota; Metazoa; Arthropoda; Insecta; Diptera; Chironomidae
Source: the annotation of a GenBank genome assembly